GCACCGCUUUUCCCGGCAGGCCUCGCCUUCGCGGCCGUUGGGUAGCAGCGUCGAAGGUGCUGGGAGGUUGGCUCUGUGGCGGCCGCGGCGUUACACCGUUUUCCAAUCUGUCCGCGUCCGCCGCUGCCCGUCACAGAGCCAAAAUGUUCAGGAUGCUGAGCAGCAGCUUUGAGGAUGAUCCAUUCUUCUCUGAUUCUUUUCUUGCACACCGAGAAAGUAUGCAGCAGAUGAUGAAAAGUUUUUCUGAACCUUUUGGAAGAGACUUGCUCAGUAUCUCUGAUGGAAGACGAAGAACUCGUAAUCAUACAAGACAUGACAAUGGUGAAGAUUCUGUGACUGCAACAAGCUUUUCUCUUGCGCCUUUCGGCAGUUUUGGUGGCAUGCAUACAGAUGUCAGCCCUUUUCAGGCAAUGGACCGAAUGAUGUUAAAUAUGCGAAACGGUAUGCAGGAAUUACAAAGAAACUUUGAUCACCUUUCAGUAGAUCCAAAUGGACAUUCAUUUUGUUCUUCCUCAGUUAUGACUUACUCCAAAACAGGAGAUGAACCACCAAAGGUUUUCCAGGCCUCAACUCAAACCCGUAGGGCUCCAGGAGGAAUAAAAGAAACCAGGAGAGCAAUGAGAGAUUCUGACAGUGGACUAGAAAAAAUGGCUGUUGGUCAUCAUAUCCAUGACCGAGCUCAUGUUAUUAAAAAGUCAAAGAACAAGAAGACUGGAGACGAAGAGGUCAAUCAAGAGUUCAUCAAUAUGAGUGAAAGUGAUGCUCACGCAUUUGAUGAUGAGUGGCAAAAUGAGAUUCUGAAGUACAAGCCAGGGAGACAAUGGCACAAUCUAGAAAACGCUAGAAUGCAAAGUGUUGGUCAUGAGAAUUCUGGAACCAGAGAACUUAAAAAAAGGGAGAAACGUCUUCAAAGUCCAGCCAUUGAAAAUAAAAGAAGAUCACACAUUUUUGUGGACAAACUCAACGUCAAAGGAUCACCUGUGAAAAUCAACAAAAAAUAAAUUGUCAUGCAUUUGAUAAGUUUGGGUUGUUUUAACAGAGAAAGUAAUGGUGCUGGGUGUUAUAUACAUAAGACCAAUCUCCUGUUGUUAAAUCAGUACUGUACUUUGCAACUUUCUUCUGUUAUCUGAAUGUUGUUGGAAGUUCUAGCUUUGUAUUCUUCCUACUUUAGGAAUAAAACUUUGAUUUUCAAUGUGA
This is a messenger RNA of Heterocephalus glaber (naked mole-rat), 1197 nucleotides long. It is a transcript of the gene Mlf1, whose product is annotated as myeloid leukemia factor 1. NCBI's taxonomy places the organism in Eukaryota, Metazoa, Chordata, Mammalia, Rodentia, Bathyergidae. The record is from RefSeq and is a predicted model, not a curated record.